AGUGUCGAGUGAGGGGUUACAAAUUGAGUAAGAAGCUCUCUACGCAUGUUUGCAUACACUAUUUUCCCACUGCAUAGCUGAAUUACAAUAUGACCCCGCAUCGCUCGCCCCCUGGGCGUUAGUAAACCGUCAUCUUCGGGGGAAAUCACUUUCGUUUGCAGUGUGGGGCGUGAACAGUGACUUUUUGUACAGUUUUAACUGUCUUACUCCUCGGUCAGUUCAGUCGGCUGCAGCUGUCUAUCCAUAGCAACGAGAGGUCUGGCCGAGCUGAACUCCGCUGAGCCAUGCGACAGUGGUGUGUCCCCAUUGCGACCCCACGCGCUGAACCACUCCCGGGGCGCCUGUCCGCGUCACCCCUUCCAUCAGAUCCGAGGAUGGAGUGCUGCGAGGUGGAGCCGCGCUACACCAUCGAACAGAUCGACCUCCUGCAGCGCCUGCGUCUCUCCGGCAUGACCAAACCUCAGAUCAUCCACGCUUUGGAGUCCCUGGAGAGGCUUGACCCGGACCACCGGCCAUCGCACUGUGACUCUCACCCCGCCCCAUCCAACAACGCCCCCGCCACGGCCGCCCCAGCACCAUCUUCAUCUUCUUCAUCCUCCUCAUCGCUAUCCUUGGCUUCUGCCACCACUCAGACCUCUGGCCUGGAUGGUGCCGCACUGUCGCCCAGCAACAGCUAUGAGGCCUCACCUCCGCCUCUCUACCCUCCCAGUGUGGCAGUUCAGCGGUCGUUCAGCUAUGACAUGAUGGGGGAAGAGGAGUGGGACCUGGAGGAAAAGGUGGAAGAGUACAUGAGGAGGGACAGCAACCUGGUGAAGGAAGAAAUCAAAACGUUCCUCAACAAUCGCAGGAUCUCUCAGGCAAUCGUAGGCCAAGUUACAGGCAUCAGCCAGAGCUACAUCUCCCAGUGGCUGCUGCAGCAGGGCCUGGAGAUGAGCGACUCCAAGCGCAGAGCCUUCUACCGCUGGUACCUGCUGGAGAGGAACAAUCCAGGGCUGAGGUGGAGUGAAAGCCAGCACAGCGUGAGUCCCCCAGCCAGGGCCAGGGGAGGGGACAGAGACGGGACGGUAGCAGGGGCAAGUGGCAGCCUCGCCAACAUCUUCCCCAACCCCAACACCAACCUGAACCCCAACCCGUCGUGGAGCAGGCAGAGGGAGCUGCUGAUGCACCUGCUGCCGUGGUACACCGCUGCCGCCGCCGCAGCUGCCCAGACCCAGCCAGGGGCCACCUUAUCAAUGCGUUCUCUGGUGAAGGAGGAACCUGAUUGGAGGACGGGGAUUAUGGCUGCCGAAAGAGUGGGGAUAGUGGGUGGUCCUCUGAGGCUGCGUAGAGGAAGCAGGUUCACCUGGAGGAAGGAAUGCCAGUCAAUCAUGGAGAGUUUCUUUAUGGAGAACCAGUACCCGGAUGAGGCAAAGCGGGAGGAGAUCGCCAACGCCUGCAACUCCGUCAUCCAGAAGCCAGGCUGUAAACUGUCUGAGUUUGAGCGUGUCACAGCGCUGAAAGUGUACAACUGGUUCGCCAACCGUCGGAAGGAGAUGAAGAGAAGAGCGAAUAUCGCUGCCAUUUUAGAAAGCCACGGCAUCGAGGUUCAGAGUCCAAGCUGCCACUCAAACGGCGAGGAGGGAGAGAUGCAGGAGUUCGCAGAUCAGGUGAAUCAUCGCUUCUCAGAGCAGGAGGAGGCUUCUUCCCAGAGAGUCGUCGACCAGCCGGACCCCUCCUCGCUGGCUCCAGCGGAGAUGGCAGCCCUGCCGAGCCCCAGCUCUCAGGUCGGGGAACAAAAGGAAGAGGAUACAAUAAGGGAGCCCGUAGACGAAGAGUGACUCAAUCCAGGAAGAGUUUUGAAUCGUCAAAUCUGAAUUUUAAUCCAGUGAAAUAGGAAAAGUUUAAACACCUCCUGCUCCACCUGUGUGGGACAUUUUCAGGCCACCCAGAAAUGAAAGGGAGGAGGGUGCCUCAGAUGUUAAGGAGGGCACUGUAUUUAACAACAGUAAUCCUGCUUAUAUUAAUGGCAAUAUACAGUCUAUGUAUAGAUAAAUAUAUAUCGAUAUAUAGUGCAUUCCAAGAUGGUAUUAACGGCCUAAAUUCCUUAGAGGGAGAAUUCUGAUACCUCGCCCAUUUUAAGCUUUUCCUGCUUUCUUUGCUACAACUUCAGCUUCUUCAGAAGGAGUCUGUGAUGGACUGUGGUGACAUGAAUGUGCUGAGCCUGCAGGUCAGGUGUGAUCGAGUUUAAAAAAAAAAAAAAAAGUCUGCUUGCUCGAAUGUAUCCGACCUGACCUCAAUCAUUUUGAUUGAUUUAAUCCGCCGAUCCAUCAGCAAAUCCACAAAACCCAGAGGGACACCCGUAGUCUCAGGUAGAUUCCCACCAAUUACGGAUAAAGAUGGCGACCAAUUUGCACCAGGUUUUCUUUCUUCGUGUCUUAACGUGUUCUUCGCUGUGUUUGUUUAACCAACACAGGAAGUUUUAUUUAUAUUUGUUUUUAUAUUUGCCAAACACGCCUACGACAGGAUCUGUUUUUCUUUCUUUUAAUGAACGCUGCUUUUAUGCUCCAAUCUUCUGCCAACAAAGCUAGACUAGUUUCUUUUAUUUUUUAAAAAUCGUUUGAAAGAACGCUAAAAACAAAAAGGCUCACCAGAAACGCUACAAGCACCUUCUCUCUUACUGGGUUGAGCUAAAAGCUAAAAGUUCAUGUAAUCAUAAGAAGGGAGCUUUCCUGUACAUAACCAAGUAAAUACACGUCUGUGGGUGCUUUCAUUCAGAUUAUAUAAGCAGUAUAUAGAAACUUCUCAAACUUGAAAUAGCCGACUUACACUCUGCGUCUCGUAGACCCUCAUAUUUACCAGGCCAAGGCCUCAGGCGUCCUCUCCUGUGUGUUCAUGUAAUGAACAAAGACGCUUGGUGCCACCAUGUUGCCUCCUAAUGCCAAAGCUAUGCCAAGACGACAGAGCAGCAGAGCUUACAGGAGCAGGACAUGAAUCACAGCACUAUAGAUACACAGUGCAGAAUAUAGUUUUUUUUUUGCUCAGUACAACACUAGCAACCUCUAGCUUACCUCAGAGUAACUAUCAUGACUGAUUUACAGGCCAGCUGUCAGGAACCACUGGCAGCAGCUGUUAGGACUGUUUAUGAUAUGGACAGUGUUAUGUAGCAGUAACGGCGGCGGCCUUCACGCCGCACACUCAGUGUACACUCACCUCAGACAGUUCUCGUCCAGCUUUGGACAAGAAUCCCCAAAGCUGCUGCAGUUCCUGAUUAUUAUGCUCCUCUCUUUCUGCUUUUAUCUGACGAGGGAAAAACAUAAUAAAAAGAGUACACAAACUGC
Messenger RNA from Melanotaenia boesemani (Boeseman's rainbowfish), 3317 nucleotides. RefSeq lists its product as uncharacterized. The transcript is spliced from 11 exons. Gene Ontology annotation, biological process: positive regulation of DNA-templated transcription. Gene Ontology annotation, molecular function: double-stranded telomeric DNA binding. NCBI's taxonomy places the organism in Eukaryota, Metazoa, Chordata, Actinopteri, Atheriniformes, Melanotaeniidae. The record is from RefSeq and is a predicted model, not a curated record. Bases 285 to 1817 code for a protein of 510 amino acids. Gene Ontology annotation, cellular component: nucleus.